AUGCUUUAGGAAGGGUUAAGAAACUUCAAGGAACUUCGAGCCAAAUUUCAAAAGUUUGAUAUGCCAUUGCCUCCAGGACCUAUUAAAUUCUCAGCGGGUGUUUCUCAAAAGGGUGACAUUGGAAACACACAGUCAACAAGAAUUUUGGCCAAUGGGAAACCCCUCUCAUCCAACCACAGUUCGCUCCCACUACGUUCUAGUGCUGACUCCCAGCUUCUUAAAGACCAGGAAACAAAGCUGGCCCAGAGGAGUGAGAUUCAGAAAUGUUCGAAUUCCCCAGGAUCUCCGGAAAUGUCCCCUGGUCCUGCAGUAAAUUCCCAGAAAAGUCCUCCACUGUUAGAGAGGACCCCAUCAAAUGCUGAGAUAACCAACAAGAGGAGAGUCACAGUGAAUGAUAGCUUCAAAGAUAAGCUCUGGAACUGGGAGAAGUUUUCAUCUCAGAAAAGUGAGUCGUCUUCAGCCUCUCUCCUUGCCAGGUGCGCUUGCAGGAUCUGCCACGUGGAGGAGCAGAAAAGCAGAGGGCUUCCUCCAAAGGAGCCCAGGAUAAUGCUGGAAAUAAAAGGAACACAGACCUUGCCUUCCCAGAGGCAUUUGGUGGCUCAAAGAGAAUCACUUACCUUUCCUGAAGAUCCCGCUUUUCUACUUUUUCAACAUGGCAGGAAAAGCCUAGAAAACCCUCUUCCCGAGAAGAGCCUAGUGAGAGGCUCCUGCCAGUUUGUCUAUGAGAGUGAAAUUUCCAGUCAGGCCCCAGAGAAACAGUCUGUUGAUAAGCAUCAACAACUUCUCAAAACGAAACCACUGCCUUCCAUCGAGUCCCUGGGGCCUCCUCCCCCAAAGCCUCCGAAACCCCCAGUUGUGAAUCUCCAGGCCUUCCAGAGGCAGGCAGCUGCAAUUUCUAAGACCCACACAGAAGCAGCUGUGGAAGAGGGUUGCCUGCCUCCAGAGAGAAUAUUCAGUGCUGAAUUUGAAGAGCCACAUAAUUAUGAGGCAACAAUUUCAUAUCUGAAACACUCUGGCAACUCCAUUAACCUGUGCACCGCAAAAGAAAUUGCUGAUUCAACUUAUGAAGUCGAAAUUGAAGAACCCCAAAAGCCUUGGAAGAAUGGUCUCCAUCAAGAACUUAGCCCUAAACAUGAAGAUGAAGAUGAAGAUAAAAAGGAGAAGGAAAAAGAGCCAUGUGAAUUAGAACCUCAAAAACCAGAAAAAGAUCUACUUUCAAGUCAUCUUUUCAAGGUAUCAGUGUUCUAGGGGAUGCUGGGAAGAAAGCAGGUGAUGAAAGUCCUCGGAGGCCGCAGGAGCGUGCUGCCCAGGAAGCAGGGCCCUGUGAGCGAUGGCGCCCAGACGAAGGCCUGCCUCCAAGACCCGAAGCUGGCCAGGCGCUCCCUAGGCCACUGUGGGUAUGUGGAGGCCUUGGGAGUCACUACAGAAAUGCCAGGUGGGGGGGCCUGUAAGCCUCACUCCAACUCAGAGGAGACAUAUGAUGACGUUGAGUACCCCGGGAGAGCCGGACCACAGUCAGACCUUUCUAACUCAUUUGCUUCUGAUAAUGAAAAUAAUGAAGAAAUGUAUGAAGAGGUCUAUAAAACAAAGAGCAACUACCCAAAAAGAGAUUUAGAUGGAAAAGAAGCACUGAAAAGACUGCGGAAAUUCUUCAAGAAGGAAAAGGAUAGAUUUAAAAUGAAGAAAAACAAGUUGAAAGAAAACGUAAGUGCAUUUUCAAUUUCGCUGCCUGAUUUAGAACUUAGGUCUCAGGAAGCUAUUAUCUAUGAUAAUGUGGACAUAAGUGAAAAAGAGUCAAGAGAUGAAAAUAAACUAAAAACUUGGAAACCCAAGUUUUUGAUGGCAAAGGAAAAGAGAGAGAGAAAAGGUCCUGAAGAAUCAGAAAGGUAGGAGCACAGAAAUUUCUUCCGAACCAAGAAGCAAAACUUAGAAAAGAUGAGAAUGGAAAAAGAAGAAAAACAUUUUAGAGAACAAUUUGAGUAUGACAAAGAGAUUACUGUCAUCAACACAGCAGUGGCAUGUUCCAGUAAUUCAAGGAAUGGAAUAUUCGAUUUGCCAAUAACCCCUGGAGAAGAACUACAAGUCAUUGAUACCACUGAAGAAAAUCUAGUGAUUUGUCGCAAUUCCAAAGGCAAAUAUGGAUAUGUACUGAUGGAACAUCUAGAUUUCAAGCAUCAAGGCUGGUCACCUUAGGAAUAUCAAGCUCCAGUGGCAGGG
Molecule: messenger RNA, 2217 nt
Organism: Enhydra lutris kenyoni (northern sea otter)
Lineage: Eukaryota; Metazoa; Chordata; Mammalia; Carnivora; Mustelidae
Product: FYN binding protein 2
Exons: 20
Biological process (GO): integrin-mediated signaling pathway; T cell receptor signaling pathway; protein localization to plasma membrane
Cellular component (GO): plasma membrane
Molecular function (GO): protein binding
Source: RefSeq, a predicted model, not a curated record